CCGCCUCGCAUCUUGGACCUUGGCCCUCCUGGUUCUACAGAGCUUGAUGCUGAUAUCAAGCUCAUGUCUGUCCUAGGCGAAAAAGACCGCUACGUGUGUCUGAGUUACUGCUGGGGCGGUACUAUUGACAUCCGACUGCUGCAAGAUAGAUACCACGACUAUCUCGCCAAGAUUCCCUGGGACAUUCUUCCCCAAGGGUAUCGCGACGCCAUCCAGCUCACGCGCAAGUUGGGUAUUCGCUACAUCUGGAUCGACUCCCUCUGCAUCGUCCAAGACGACCGAGACGACUGGCGGAAACAAGCCUCGCUCAUGGCGCAAAUCUUCCAAAACGCCUACGUCACCAUCGCCGGCACAAAGUCGCGGAAUCCAAACGAUGGCUACUUUUCUACGAUUCCGCACUUCUUCUCGUCAGAGGGCUCGCAUCAAAGUGACUUCACGCCAGGCAAUUUUCCCUUGUUGACGCGUGGGUGGGUUUUUCAGGAACGGUUACUGUCGCCAAGGCUAUUGCACUUAGGAGACGUCGAGGUGGCGUGGGAGUGUAACGAGGUUUGUGCUUGUGAAUGUAUGGGUGAGACAAAGACGUAUGAAUCGGAACCGAGGUGGGCGCAUACGAAAGGAGGACACACAAGGAAUAUGACGGCAGCCGAGGACGAAAAGGAUAUCCAGCCCGAGUGGAGGAGUACCGUGGAGCAUUAUACCAGGACGGAAUUGACUUACAGGAAGGACAUCUUCCCAGCCAUAUCAGGCGUAGUCAAGAAUAUGAAGCGGUACCGAAGCGAUCGGUAUCUCGCUGGUGUAUGGGAGAGCAGCGUGGUGGAGGACCUGGCGUGGCUGGCAGUCGACAGGGCGAAGGCGAGGCCCAAGGAGUGGAAUGCGCCAACAUGGUCGUGGGCGUCUGUCGCAGUGCCGGUGUCGUAUACGAACCUACGGACGAUUCUAGGCAAGAAAUACAUUCAAAAGACGGAGCCGCUGGAACAACGGACCGUGUUGGUAGAGACAUCGGUCACACCCGCGGGAGACGAUGACACGGCGCAAUUGACUGCUGCGCAUAUGGUGCUAUUUGGGCCCAUGAUUUCGGCUAGGCUUAUUGCCGACCCGAAUACUCCUGGUGAAAAGCAGCAUUACUUGGCGAUUCAUGACGACACUGGUCUGGUAUUCGCACCGGACUACGAUCUAGUCGCAGAAGGUCCCAGCUGUGUGCCCGUGGGGAGUACGAUAUAUCUUCUUCACCUGUGUCAGGAGCCCAAGUUCAAGAAUGAAAAGCGAAGAGAUACAAGCAGGAAGACAUUCGCGCUGGUUCUCAGAAGGAUACAUGAGAAAGACGGCGCGGGCUGCCGCACGGUUCCCCGAAUGAUGGACCGAGAGACGGCACGUACGGGAGAAUAG
Ilyonectria robusta is the source of this 1386-nucleotide messenger RNA. RefSeq names its product heterokaryon incompatibility protein-domain-containing protein. The annotation marks the transcript as partial. The record is from RefSeq and is a predicted model, not a curated record. NCBI's taxonomy places the organism in Eukaryota, Fungi, Ascomycota, Sordariomycetes, Hypocreales, Nectriaceae. The transcript is spliced from 2 exons.